AAUUGUGAAAGUAUAGAAAUUAUUUUUAAGUAUCUUCUUCACCUAUUGCAGUACACGUUGAAAUCGGAAAAUCUCAAAUUCCAGUAGUUUCAGAACUCCAUAUUCAAAGAUCGAGAAGCAGAUGGCUCCGAACAAGAAAGGUAAAUCGAAAGGCAACUCGGCCGAGUCAAUUCCGCCGCCACCGGCCGCCGCUAAAUACCCUGCGUGCAUGCGGUUAAUCCCACCUUCCUCCGUCGCCAUCACCAUCCACGCCAAGCCCGGUUCCAAAAUCGCCACCAUCACGGAUUUUGACGAGGAGGCAUUGGGAGUGCAAAUUGAUGCACCAGCCAAAGAUGGUGAAGCUAAUGCUGCCCUUAUUGAUUAUAUUAGCACCGUUAUGGGGGUAAAAAGAAGGCAAGUCUCCAUAGGUUCUGGAUCAAAAUCAAGGGAUAAGGUUGUGAUUGUGGAAGGCACAAAUUUACAGAGUGUAUUUGAUGCGCUAGAUGGAGUUAUAAAGAAUCAGUGAUAUCAGGGGUUUUUGUUUCUACCUUUUACAAUUGACCAAGAUAUACUUGAAAAUGUUGUUCUGCACUUUGAAGUUGUAGAAUCCCGUAAUGAAAACUCUCUUGGAACCUUUGUCUCUAUCCACAUAGAAUCUGUACAAAUAUGAUAUCAAUGAUAUUUGGGUUUAAUUGGUUAUCAUAUGACACUAUAAUGUAGUCCUGAAUCUACUGAGAAAACAUUUGGUAUUUCCAUGUUUGUCUGGGCCUGUUCAAAUUUGUGGUCUUCUACUUCAA
Olea europaea var. sylvestris is the source of this 776-nucleotide messenger RNA. RefSeq names its product UPF0235 protein C15orf40 homolog. The record is from RefSeq and is a predicted model, not a curated record. Bases 122 to 505 code for a protein of 127 amino acids. Lineage: Eukaryota; Viridiplantae; Streptophyta; Magnoliopsida; Lamiales; Oleaceae. The transcript is spliced from 3 exons.